Molecule: messenger RNA, 2577 nt
Organism: Musa acuminata subsp. malaccensis (wild Malaysian banana)
Lineage: Eukaryota; Viridiplantae; Streptophyta; Magnoliopsida; Zingiberales; Musaceae
Product: metal transporter Nramp6
Biological process (GO): metal ion transport
Cellular component (GO): membrane
Molecular function (GO): cadmium ion transmembrane transporter activity; manganese ion transmembrane transporter activity
Source: RefSeq, a predicted model, not a curated record
UCGAUACCUCCUACGAUUAAGCCCUGCGGUCUUUUAGCCAUUUUCCUACCAUUGCUUUUGUUAACAGCGACGAUUCGUGUGGCUGCGGGUCAGAAGCUUUACAUCGUGAUUUAGGAGUAACGAAAGGAAAAGCGUUAGACGGAAGGGCGCACAGAGAGAGAGAGAGAGAGAGCGCACAUCACCAAACACCUCGCUGAGUGUACCACGUCGCCGAUUGCCGAUGGCGUCCUCCCUCGACGCCGACGAUAAGUCCCGCCCCGUUUCGUUCCCCCUUCGCCUCCUCUCGCCGACUUCCACGUUUCCUCAGAAGCCUCAUGAAGAGGAGGCGGAGGAGAAGGAGGCGAAGCCCCUCCUCCCGAUCAGAUCUGAUGGGAAGGAGCUCAAAGGCAGCGGCUGCGACGACGACGACGACGACGAGGCGUCGGAGCGUGCGUAUGAGGCCAGCGAGAAGGUUGUCAUCGCCGAGGACGACGCCGAGGGUGACGGAUCCGCGCCGCCGCCAUUCUCGUGGAAGAAGCUGUGGCUAUUCACCGGGCCGGGGUUCUUGAUGAGCAUAGCGUUCCUGGAUCCGGGGAACCUGGAGGGGGAUCUCCAGGCCGGCGCCAUCGCGGGGUACUCGUUGCUGUGGCUGCUGUUGUGGGCGACGGCGAUGGGGCUCUUGAUCCAGAUGCUGUCGGCGAGGCUGGGCGUCGUCACGGGGCGGCACCUCGCGGAGCUGUGCCGGGAGGAGUACCCUAGGUGGGCGCGGCUGGCGCUGUGGUUCAUGGCGGAGGUGGCCAUGAUCGGGGCGGACAUCCAGGAGGUGAUCGGGAGUGCCAUCGCGAUCAAGAUCCUGAGCCGUGGUGUUCUUCCGCUCUGGGUUGGGGUCAUCAUCACGGCUAUGGAUUGCUUUAUUUUUCUGUUCCUUGAGAACUAUGGUGUGAGGAAGUUAGAAGGCUUUUUUGCAGUUCUCAUUACAACAAUGGCUUCUUCGUUUGCAUGGAUGUUCAGAGAAGCCAAGCCUAGUGAAAAGGAGCUUCUGAUCGGUGUUUUGGUUCCAAAACUAGGCUCGAAAACAAUAAGGCAGGCUGUUGGAGUCGUUGGUUGUGUGAUAAUGCCCCACAAUGUCUUCCUGCAUUCUGCUCUUGUACAAUCAAGAAAGGUUGACCCUGACAAGAAAAGCCACGUUCGAGAGGCACUAAGAUAUUACUCCAUAGAGUCAACAAUUGCCCUAAUUGUCUCAUUCAUGAUAAAUCUAUUUGUUACAACAGUUUUUGCAAAGGGAUUUUAUGGUACUAAAGAAGCAGAAAAUAUAGGUCUCGAGAAUGCUGGGAAAUUUCUACAAGAGAAGUAUGGGGGAGGUAUAUUUCCUAUUUUAUAUAUCUGGGGAAUAGGUUUACUAGCAGCUGGGCAAAGUAGUACGCUUACUGGCACAUAUGCUGGACAAUUUAUCAUGGGUGGAUUUCUAAAUCUUCGUUUGAAAAAAUGGAUCAGGUCAUUGAUCACCAGAAGCUUUGCGAUUGUCCCAACUAUAGUCGUUGCUCUAUUCUUUGAUACAUCUGACUCCGCAUUAGAUGUUUUGAAUCAGUGGCUUAAUGUACUUCAGUCGGUUCAGAUACCAUUUGCUCUCAUUCCACUCCUAACUUUGGUGUCGAAGGAGCAAGUUAUGGGAGACUUUAAGAUCAGCCGUGCCAUUCAAAUGCUAAUGUGGAUUGUUGCUGCCCUCCUAAUAAUAAUCAACGGCUAUCUUUUGCUGGAAUUCUUUUCCACUGAGAUACGUGGUCUGCUGCUAGGCUCAAUAUGCUCUGCUGCCAUAGCCGUAUACACAAUAUUUGUUAUUUAUCUCAUUUUGUAUGGUGGUGACUUCACCACUCAGCUUGCUUCAGCAAUUCACAGGAGAUUUCGGCCAGGACAGAAUUACUUUUGUAGCAUUUUGUGAGAUACAGAGAAUAGUUUUCUGAUCAAUACAUGUCUAUGGGGUCUUCGGAUAGUUUCCAAAUGCCAGGAGUUCGUGUUAUUCAAUCGGCCAUCCUGAUUCGUCAAAUCAGGAUUUGCUAAACCAUGGCAUAGCUACGAUCAAGGUAGGCUUACCAUGCCAUCAUAGAUGAACUCCACCCUGAUAUUGCCAAUGGAUAUUGCAAUCACACAAACUACAAUUUCACAAUGUAUCUUGGCCAAGGUAAGCUUUGCUGAUGAGAAGCCUACCGGCAGGACACCUAACUGUUAUUCCUAGCACGAUUGCUCGUGUUUUGUGUAAUAUACACCUAUCUGAACAAGCCCGUAGAAAUAAGCAGAAAAGGUAAUGACACGGUUAUAUUCCAAGCUCGUCAUAUAGUGUUAUCAUCCUUUGCAGAAUAUAGCCUGUGGUUUGCAAGAGUCUGAGUUUAGGAGAAAUCUCGGCAUGGUGAUUGAUUUCCCUGUCGCCCUUUUAUGAUGGUAAUAUUUGUGGUGUGUUUUAGUAUUGCGACAAAAUUCAAUAUUCUUUUUGCUUAGAAACUUCCAACUUGAAGCCCCCCUUCUGUGGUGCCAAUUAAUAGGUAACCUGUCUUUUUAACCUCCACCCAUGUUGGGCAGUAAGAGGACUUGGAACUACAGCAA